This is a messenger RNA of Anopheles marshallii, 1017 nucleotides long. RefSeq lists its product as uncharacterized. NCBI's taxonomy places the organism in Eukaryota, Metazoa, Arthropoda, Insecta, Diptera, Culicidae. Bases 1 to 1017 code for a protein of 338 amino acids. The record is from RefSeq and is a predicted model, not a curated record. The transcript has 5 exons.
AUGGGCAAUACUAGGGUAGCACACUUGUGCCUGAUUGUUUGUCUGGGGUGGCUUCCUGCUUUCCACUGCACAACGACUUCGAGCACGCUUCUCGCAGCUUUAACUGAUAACUUCACCGAAUGUGGCGGAACAACUUGCAAUCCGGAAACUGAAGUAUGCAGGGAAGAGAGCUACUGCGAGUGUAAACCACACUUUGAAAAUGUAGGAUCAUUCGAAUGUUUGCCUUGUCCGGGCGAAGGACAGCACUGUCGGGGUUGCUGUAUCAGCGAUGCACUUACCUGUUAUCGUGCCGUUUGCCAGAGAUGCUCAUUGGAUAGUAAUGGAAAUUGCAUCAGCCAGGAAUCCUUGUUUUUCUUGACCGCUGCUCAAGUAGCGCUCGCCACCGCUAUGGUACUUGGUGUGAUUUCUCUCAGUUUUCUGCUGUACAAAACCCUUCGUAAUCGUUUAAGGCGCAACAAUCAAGUACUUGAGAGCGAAUUCCGCCAAUCAGUCGUCAGCCGUGUAUCGUUAUCAUCGAUACAACAACGCGUCAUUAGGCGCUUACGAGAUCGCCCGCCGAAAUACGAAACGAGGCACAAUUAUGAGUACCAGCAGAGACAAACCGAACGACAGACAAGUCAGCAAAGCACAUCGACCGAUAAUAUUGAGCAACGCAAUGCUACACCAAUCGAUGGUCCGCCUCCCGCAUACGAUGGUGAUACGGUUUCGCUAGCGGAAAAUCCACCACCUUACACGCAAGAGCAAACCGAUGGGCAGGUCGGAAGUGGCAUUGCCGUCAUCGAUAUUCCAUCAACAAACGCAACUGAGCAUUCACGAUCUACCGAUGGGACCAAUGAUCGCAGUUCAGGAAGCGUUCAAGGAAUAACGAACCAUGGAUUCGAGCCGGACAAAGUUGUCACAUCUCCGUCACAAAUCCCAAAUCAGUCUCCGAGUAGUGAAGAAACUGAUGAACGUUCCAAGGAUGGGUGUUAUGAUAUUCCCCUAGUCAGUAGCAAUGAUAAGACGGUCUACAUGUAA